UUUCAAGCAUUCAUGUCUGUGCAAAGAAAGAAAAAUCGGAGGCGGAAAACGAACAUGAGCUCUCCAGAGAAAAUAGGCUGCUGUAUAAAACAAUCGGUGUGACAUUGGCAGCACGCACCAAAACGAUGCUGUAUGGCCUCAAUAUCACAGACGCAGGGGGUGUGCCUCUUGCAGUCGAUUUUGACAGUCCUCUGGAUUACCUCAUCUUUAUUUUCCAGCUGUUGCUUGCCACGGCAGCUGUCCUCUUAUCCGGCACCGUAACAAUCGGAAUAUUGGCCACAGAAACACUUCGCAUUCAAAAUAGGUUCAUUUUCAUGGUCAACACAAGCAUUUGUGAUACGCUGGUUGGCUUUUCGGUGUACUACCUCGGUUUGUUUGACGUGUACGAAGGAUAUCCUUCGAGAAAUGCUACUUAUACUAUCUUGCCCUCAUUGCUUGGGAUCAACCUCCUGACAUUUCUGUUUGCACAGUUUGACAGAUAUUUUGCAAUCUGCUAUCCAUUUAUUUACAGCCGCUUCAUAACGAGACCCAUUGUGGUGGGAAUUAAUGUGUAUUGUUGGUUGCAUGUCUUUGGAGUUUUACUCGUUCGAAAUGUGAUUCCCAUCUCGAAAGCGACGGAUCUGUUUGUCUUUAGCAUCCUCUAUCUGCAGCUGGUGAUACUCACUAAAGUGAUCAUGACAAUAAAACUGUACUUUGUUGCCAAAUACCAGCUUGAGCGAGACCCCCCGAGCGCAGAGAGAGAUAGCAAGAAAGAAUCUUUAAAAAUUAUAUUUUUUGUGGUCAUAAUUUUUUUGCUAUUGUGGAUACCCUCAAUAAUCAAUAUCGUAUUGAGAUUAAUGUUCGGAAUGGGAAUGAAUUUCGUAAACGAGGCCCUAAAUCCCUUUGCCACAUUGGCGCGCCUCAGCGCCGUGUGCACGUCAGCCGUGUACGUGUGGGGCAGUCCGGCGCUGCGUGAGGCCAUGAGGAGGACCGUGUGGGGCCGAGUGUGUCCGAAGUGCAACAGGAGGUGAAGGCAAACAUAGAAUAGACCAUAUAAUUGGGCACUGGCAGAUUUGUUUCGUUUCACUUCCUUUUUAGUUGUUUAGGUCCAAAGGCCCGUGGGUUGCACUCAUAUAGGCAUGCUCCACAUUUGUUUGAUGGCCUAUGUCUCCGCCUUUCUUCUUUGUUCUCAGAGUGGGGUCCAGUCAAGAAAAAGGAGAAGCGCUGGGCCAAUUUGGAUGCAGACGAUGGAUCAACUUGCAGCGCCUCAAACAAACGAACAAACCGCAGGCCUGCUUGAUGAUCUUUUCUGUUUCAGGGAAAUCAACAUCAUAACGUAG
Molecule: messenger RNA, 1319 nt
Organism: Gadus macrocephalus (Pacific cod)
Lineage: Eukaryota; Metazoa; Chordata; Actinopteri; Gadiformes; Gadidae
Product: trace amine-associated receptor 2-like
Exons: 1
Coding region: 126-1010 (294 amino acids)
Biological process (GO): G protein-coupled receptor signaling pathway
Cellular component (GO): membrane
Molecular function (GO): G protein-coupled receptor activity
Source: RefSeq, a predicted model, not a curated record